Messenger RNA from Danio rerio (zebrafish), 1981 nucleotides. Lineage: Eukaryota; Metazoa; Chordata; Actinopteri; Cypriniformes; Danionidae. The record is from RefSeq and is a predicted model, not a curated record.
CUUUAGACUGCAUGGUGUGUCUCUGGAGAUGAACUAUCUGGACUGUGUUACUGUAAACUGAUCGAUGUCCAGAGAGUUUGAUUAUUCAUGUCUGAAAGCUCCGGGUCGUUUACAUCAAUGAUUAUCGAAAACAGUUUACCAAAGUUCAGUGAAGUCCUGUGAAUUGAUGCACUUUAUAGUUAGCAUACGUUUAUAUGACAGUGCAUAAAGAAAGACAUGAGCUCCAAAACACUAACGGUUAUAGUUCGUUUAGUCCGUCAUUGUUUAUACAAACCUCGUGUUUUUCGGGUAAAUCCGGUGCGGUUGUAUUAUGGGUCUCCGCAGACGGUAACGGGAUCCGCCAUUCGCACGGUAGACCUCCGGAGCGACACCGUCACUAAACCCGGAGCAGCGAUGCGGAGAGCCAUGGCGGAAGCGGAGGUCGGAGACGAUGUGUUUGGAGAAGACCCUACAGUUAAUGAACUACAGAAAAUAGCUGCUGAAAUGUUUGGCAUGAAAGCGGCUUUAUAUGUGCCCUCAGGAACGAUGAGUAACCUGAUUGCAGUUAUGGUCCACUGCAGGGAGAGGGGUGAUGAGAUGAUAGCUGGUGAUCUUUCUCAUAUUCAUAUUUAUGAGCAGGGAGGAAGUGCACAGCUUCGCUCUGUGGCUGAUCAGUUUGGUCUGGCGGUGCAUAUGGAUGGAGCGAGGGUGAUGAACGCAGCUGUAGCUCUGGGUGUUCAGCCCUCUGCUAUACUACAGCACUGUCAUUCUGUCAGUGUGUGUCUGUCUAAGGGACUCGGGGCACCUGUGGGCUCCAUGCUAGGAGGGUCAAAAGAUUUCAUACAGAGAGCGGUGCGUGUCCGCAAGGUGCUUGGCGGUGGAAUGCGCCAGUUGGGUAUCUUGGCAGCAGCUGGUAAGAUCGCCCUGUCAGAUAUGAUUGGAAGACUGGAGGAGGACCACAGGAACGCCAGACACUUUGCUCAAGCACUGUUAGAGAGUGACCCUGCACUGUAUCAGGUUGAUCUGAACACCGUUCAAACCAACAUCGUGAGGUUUUCUCUGAGGGAGGGUCAGAUGAGCCCGGUGGAGUUCUGUGAGAGGAUGGCAGGCGUAGAUGAGGAAGAAGUGAAGGCUUUGGGUCAAGGGGUACCUGUUCUGAUGUUCCCCCAUGUUGGGGACACAGUCAGGGCUGUGUGGCACCUGGGCAUCAGUGAGGAAGACACUCAGCUGGCUAUACUGAAGGCUCAGUUUGUGGCUCAACAGCACAAGCGGAGGUCCAUCAGGGCAGCGUGAGAGAAGUCCUUUAUCUGCUCUUUGUAAAACAUUUGACUUUUUUGGCACUCACUUUGACUCACCCACUUAAGGGAAAUAAAUUAUUCAUCUAAAAAAACGUAUUUCAGUCAUUAUUUACACACUCGAGUGUUGUUCCAAUGCCAUGAGCCCUUCCGUCUUUGUCAGAAUAAAAAAUAUAUAGUUUUUUAAAUGUGCUCGCCUAUAUAAAUACACUACCUGACAAAAAUCUUGUUGUCAUCCAGCUCACCAAAUGAUCAUUAUAAAUUAAUUUUCAAAGCUUAUGCCACCCUCUACUUGUUAUUUAAAAUGAAAAAAAUAAUCAGACCCCUUUUGUCACUUAUGUAACAACUCUACACAAGGUACUUACAUACAUAUGUUCUGGGAAUGUCCCCAAAUUGCAUUAUUCUGGACUAAAAUACGAGACUUUCUAUCAGAUCUAAUGGAAACUCAGAUCCAAUGCGACCCAUUGCUUUUUCUUAUGCUGGACAAUUCAUCGCUCUCCUUACUCAUCAAUCAAAGAAGGAUUUUGUCAGUUGUUCUGACUGCUGCUGCUGCUGCAAAAAAAAAAAAAACAAUCCUGAAACCAUGUCUGGUCUAUCUGUUCCAACUGAUCUAUCCUGGAGGCUCUAUCUACUGGACAUUAUUAGUCUGGAAUAAACCACAGCUAAAAUAAAUGGUGCCAGUAAAAAAAACUGUGCAAUUUUGGUCA